AUGAUUUGGAUCGUAUUUUCUGAUAUAAUCAACACAGCCGUACCUGUCAGGCAUUGCCGAUUUUACAGAAACAUCAUUUUGAUUCUCAUGCCAUGUUCCAACUUCGGUCUUAUAUCAGCAUAUAUAUCAUCAUCGUUUCAACGUCUGUGCUUCCGCGCUUGCACGGGUUGUACGGUUUCCAAGGAUGCAACUUCUCCGUACAUCGCGGUCUUAUGCAUCUUCCCAUCUCAACUUUAUCUUUCUCAUGUCAUCUGCCACACACUUCUUCCAACUGGUCUGAAAAAAGGAAAGCAGGUUGAUUACUGUGAUGAUGAUGAUGAUGAUGAGGAGGAGGAGGAUGUUGAUGAGAACGAAGAGAGCAAUGAUAGUAACAAGGAUGAUUAUAUUGAGGAAAAGGUCAAAAAGCAGAACAACAAGAAGGUUCCAACCACUAGAUUGAGAAAACCUCCAACUAGAAGACGAGGAAGUGAUGAUGACGACGACGAUGAUGGUGCCAAAAGAAGGAAGAGAAUUCCAAGAGCAGCUACACAAAAAAUUCCAAAAUACACUGAUGAUGAUUUUGUAAUGAGUGAUGAAGAUUUUGUCAUUGAAGAAGAUGACAGUGAACAGUCUGAAGGAGGAGACAGUGAUUUUAUCAUGGAUGAUGCUGAGUCAGGCAGUGAUUGGGAUGCCAAGGUCAAGCGUAGCGGCAACAAAGGAAACAAAAGAAGAUCAUCAUCUGGAAGAGGAGGAGGAAAGAGAAGAAGAGUUGAUGAAUCAGAUGAGGAGGAAGAAGAGGAUGAAGAUGAAUCAGGAGGGGAUGAUGAUGAUUACAAACCUCGCUCCACUAAAAAAAGAGGUGGAAGAUCGAACAAAAGAAGAAAUAGAAAACGAAAUAGCGAUGAGGACGAUGAUGACGAUGAAGAUAAUGAAGACGAUUAUAAGAGCAGGCGUAGGCAAAGUAGCAAAAAGAAUAAAUCUCGUAACAAAAGAAGUGUAAGCAAAAGAAGAAAAAGGUCUGAUGAUGACGAGGAAGAGGAAGAGGAGGAAGACGAUGUUAACGAUUCAUGGAAAAAUUCUAAAAAAGUCACAAACAAAAGGAAAAGAACCGUUUGUUGUUUUCAAAUGGAUAAACGCAGUGAUCUUUAUAAAUUUAGGAAAAACCCGAAACAUUUAGAAGAGUUUAGUCAUCCUAAGGCAGCAGUUGAAAAUGACGAUGAUGGUCCUCGCAAGAAACGAGCUGCUGCUCUUAAGCAAAAAGGUUAA
This is a messenger RNA of Helobdella robusta, 1245 nucleotides long. RefSeq lists its product as hypothetical. The record is from RefSeq and is a predicted model, not a curated record. The transcript has 7 exons. NCBI's taxonomy places the organism in Eukaryota, Metazoa, Annelida, Clitellata, Rhynchobdellida, Glossiphoniidae. The coding region runs from base 1 to 1245 and encodes 414 amino acids.